AUGAGGCUGCUGCGAGAUACUCGUAGUCCCGCUUCCCCGAGGCAGUCCUUCUCGGCGCGAGACACACCUCCUGGGUGCUUCGGGCGACUUGUGGACGGCGCUUUUGACGCGACGAGGAGGUCCGCGAGUUUCUGCGCAUCAAAAAGUGCGACGACGGCAGCGCCAUUUUGGUCGAGUCGGAGUGUGCGCGGUCAUUCAGGACGGCAGCGACAGUCCGGGCAACCGCCGCUAAUGCGACCUCAUUCCCCAGCAGAGUCGGGGCAGAGGGAGAAGGAGUGGGGCAUCCGGUGGACAAAACGACGAAAACAUACGACACAGGCUUACUGCCUCUAUCGGAGCGCUGUCUGACGACACCACAACAGAGCGUAUGACCGACUUCUCAGGCACAGAAGUCUUGUCUUCGGAGCCACAUGCCACGGCACAAGAAUAGGAAAUUCAGUCAGCGUCUAGGGCGGACCAGCAGCGGUUCUCGGGUAUUCUGUGGAUGUGCUUGCAAAACUAGACGCGGAGUUCUCUUGCGAAAAAGCCGCUGCGCAGGGUACGAUAAAGCGGAGCUCGUCGCCGGUAGAACCGCUGAGAAGUGCUCUGACAGCCGCAGGUGCAAAACUUCCAGAAUCCGACAGCAACGAAGAUCUUGGGUGAGGAGAAAAGCUGCUGCUGCUCCAGAUUUUUAUCGAUGAUUGCGAGGUAGGAGCGGGCAGCAAGACGGUGUAGGUGACCGCGGGCCAUUAAUUCCUGAAAGCGCGUUGCCCGCUUUAACACUGGCUCCGAGCGCUACAGAAUAAAUUGAAAUGCGCCAUAGCGAUUCUGUGCAGGCAUACAUACAGAUGACAGCACAAAUUAAUCUGUUGAGCGUCGCUACCAGAGAUAGCGCUGGAACUUGUUUUCAACACUGCAAAUUUUUUUGCAGAAAAAGUAGCUUCCGCUGCAGUGCUCCGUAGAGAAAUGAGCUCCGGCCAACUUAGUUCCUGUAAGAUGUUGUACACGUCAAAACCAAAAGUAGACCCGAAUAGGUACAGAAGGUCUAGAGCUGAAGCAGCUCCAUGAUCUUGCACAAGGGAUAUUUCUUUGUCUUGCAAUAAAGCGAGCGUAUAUAGAAAAU
Amoebophrya sp. A120 is the source of this 1102-nucleotide messenger RNA. The record is from the annotation of a GenBank genome assembly. NCBI's taxonomy places the organism in Eukaryota, Dinophyceae, Syndiniales, Amoebophryaceae.